AUGAAGGCGUUCGAGGACGUGCAGGCCACCGCACGGGCAAUGAAAGUGGAUCUCAAGGAGAGGAGAUCCGAGGUGCUAGAUCUCAAGACGAACCUGCAGCGCGUACGAGCUUCCAAUGAACGCCGCCGGGCGAAGGUGUCUGAGCGGUGGGCGGCGAGGAUGGCAGCGGCCGCUGAGGAGAGGGCGGCGGCGGCGGAUCGGCACAGGGCCUUCGCGCGGCAGCUGAAGGGUGACGUGGACGCCUUGGAGGAGAAGCUGGGUGGUCUAGAGAGGCAGGUCGGCCGCUUCCGUGAAGGCAGAGACCGGGACUGCGUCGUAGCCAGGGCGGAGAGCGCGCGGGAGCUGAAGAAGGCGCGAGAGGCGUGGAUGGCCGCAGAGAAGGGGCGGCUCCAGCGCUUGUCCGAGAAAAAGGCCGGGGCCAUCAAGCAGGCGGCGGUGCGGGCCCUGGAGCCGCAGCUAACGGAGCUAGUGAAGGCCAACAGGGCGGAGGCCAGGGCGCGGGCGGAUGAGCUGGGGGAGGUGCUGCUGGGCCUGCAGGCCUCGCUCGAGCGAGAGAGCUCCGAAAAGGUGCAGAUGGAAGCCCGAGACUACCAGCUCUCGUUGGAGGGAGAGGUGGAGGAGGAGCGGCGCCAGGCGGAGCACCAAGUGAGGCUCCUCGGCAGGAGCAACGAGGCGGACAUCCAGGAGUUUCGGGAAGCGACACGGCGAGAUCUAGAGGGAGAGCGGGUCCGGUUCGAGGCCGGGCGGAAGCGGGCGAGGGAGGCCGCGGGUAAGGAGCUGGAGGGGGCCAGAUCUGCAGAGGCGAGCCGGGCAGCCUUGGCGGCAGACGAGCACGCCAGAGAACUCCGAGGGAUCGAGGAGGCCCAUCGGCAGGAGGAGGCGGAGGCUCGCCGGAGACUAGCGGAAGAGACGGGUAGAUGGCAGAAGCAGGUGCAAGCGUCAGCGCGCAAGGGGGCGGAAGAGCACGACGAAAUUGCGAAACGCGAGGCUAGAGAAAAGGUGUGCCGUAUGUUGGCCGCGGUUCGGCAAGAGCGGGGGGGGGCGACAUAUCCGACGCGUUGUUUGGUGGGGGGGGUGCUCAAAUGUAUCAACAUCUUUCGUGAUCGUGGGUGCAUGUUGCCAUAG
Messenger RNA from Ectocarpus siliculosus, 1125 nucleotides. NCBI's taxonomy places the organism in Eukaryota, Phaeophyceae, Ectocarpales, Ectocarpaceae. The record is from the annotation of a GenBank genome assembly.